Molecule: messenger RNA, 3680 nt
Organism: Caretta caretta (loggerhead turtle)
Lineage: Eukaryota; Metazoa; Chordata; Testudines; Cheloniidae
Source: RefSeq, a predicted model, not a curated record
AUGAAACCGCAGCUCGCGGUCGGUUGUUGGUGGGGCUCAGAGCCUGUUCCUUCGAACUCAGGCAGGCGCGGCAGUCGCCUCUGCGGGGGCCUGGCCCUGUGCUGGAGAGAGUGCGAGGCAGGCGCGGCGUUGCAUUUGGAAAUGCAGUGGCAGUGGAUGGAGAAAGUGUUUCUUUGGAAAAGUAUUCUCACCUUUAGAGUAUCCUUGCUUGUUUGCACAGCAGAAAAUUUGUCUGCACAGGCCACUUGUCCUGAUAUCACCGUGACUCAACAGCUUCUGAAAGAGGGAUUUCAUAGAGACCUGCUAACAAAGGUAGAACUUGGUGCAGGGGAUGAAGCCAUAGGAAGCUGCACUGUGGCAAUUAAAGAACACCUACCAACAGGACUUUAUGUGGAUCCCUAUGAGUUAGCAUCAUUGCAACAGCACAACCUAACAGAGGCUCUGAUGUUUCCAGAUACUGUUGAUGUGGAAUCUCCUGAGUACUUAGCCACAGACCUUGCCAUUGUUGUUUACAUGAAACCUGACCCUCAGUGUGCUCGGUGUUUUAAAGCCAUGUUGCCUGUGCACUGCCGGUAUCACCGGCCAACAGAGGAUGAUGGGGAAGCACUUUCUCUUCUGAAGAGUCCAGAAAUAUUGAUUCAUUGCCAUAAAAGUUUCCCAUCAGUUGAAUGUUGGAAGUAUUCUGAAGUGGAAGCUCCAUGUUCAGUGAGAAACCGGCAUAUCUGUCAUUGGAACAAUGUGAAGUACAAACCUGUAAAUAAGGAAGUGAUACUGCAGGUUCCAGUGGGACUCAAACAACACAGUGCCUUGGUAUGUGCAGUGACUUUUCUUACCACCGUCCUGUGCUCCAGUCUGGUUCUUGCAGCUGUAUACAAAUAUGGACACUUCUCCUUGGUGCACUGCUCAGAAUGAAACUGAGCAAGACUUUAUAGCUGGAGUCAGUACAAAACAAUAAUGAGUACCAUGCAUUAAAUUUAACUGAAUGCAAACUUAGUCUGUUCCAUUUAGGGUUCCAUAAAUGGAAUGCAGUUUAUUAUCUAUAACCUGUAUUAUGGUAAUGCCUAGAGGACCCAUCUGAGAUCAUGACCCUCGUGUGCCAGGCACUGUACAUACGCCUAGUAAGAGACCAUCCCUGCACUAAAUAACUUGCAUUCUAUUUAGACAAAGCAGGCAAAGGAUGGGAGGGAGAACAAAGACAGAGAGAGAUGAGGCAACUUUCCCAAGGUUAUGCACCAAUUCAUUGGCAGAGCUGGGAACAGAACUCAGGUCUCCUGUCUCCUAAUCUAGUGUGCCCUACGUUCUGGACCACACUGCCUCUCGUUACGCAUUCUUCUUCCAAGAUUUUAAACAAACUGACUUGGUAGAUUGAUUAUUAUCAGAUAAAGAAGUUCCCUGGUCGUUUGAAUUUUAAACUGGUACAUAAUUAAGCUCUGUUGUAUCUGAAUUUGUUUUGUGAGGCUGUACAUUUAACCUGGAACAGGAAAGGAUUUCCAAGCAUUGGAAAGACACAAUGGUCCCUAUUUUAUUAACGUUGACUUUCAGGAGGCAGCCAGAUUUAUAUGAUUUUAAAGAGGCCUUACAAAUUUGGAAGAAACUUCCAGGUGUUUAAUGAGUAAAUCAGAAGCUGGACUAAUAAUUCUGAUUUUUCAGAGGAUAAUAGAGCCUGUGAAAUAAUAGAGCCUCAUCCAAAUAGGAAUUAUUUUGAGAAAGUUCUGUGCAUGUGUUAUGCAGGAGGUCAGACUAGAUGACCACAGAGGUCCCUUCUGGCCUUGGAAUCUAUGAAUCUAUGAAAUGAUGCUAAGCUGGAAUUGAAUACUUGGAAGACUGGAGGUAAUCAUCGGAGCUAUUAAGAAAUACAAGGAAACAGAGAGGAAAUUGCUUCAUUAAUGGAAAAACUGAGCUGCCCCAAAUAUAACUUGUGUUUCUGUUGUCUGUCAGUAGGGGGCAUUAUGAGCUUAAGAUAACUCCUAAAACAGAUUUGUGCAGAAGACUGUUUUAUUUCCCAUAUAUCUAGAGGAUAUUAAAUAUAAGUGAUUCUGUUUAUGAAAUUACAGAUGCAAUAAAAAGCAAAAGUCCUGUCUUUCAAAUUCUAUUCCUAUACCCUUCUUAUGUGGCCUAUAGUUGCGCAGCCUAGUCCUUCCUCUGUCAGCAGAAUUGGCCUUUCCUCUUCCUCCACAGUUACAGCUUCUGGAAUUCCUGGGCAUUGUUCAUCUCCUUCUGAAACUCAAUAAAGAGCUUGUCUUGUGACUUCUACCGCAGAUUGGAAAGUGAUUUGACUCUGGUCUCUUGUUUUCCCUUGACAAAGUGCAGAAUGAUGAUGGCUGCACCAGUACUUCAUCCACUACCUCAGUUUCUGACUCCUCUGCAUCUGUUUGGGGGAAGGGAGAUAUUUAAAAAAAAAUUCAGAUAGACUUUAUUUGUUACUUAUUUAGCUGUGUCUGAGCAGCUGUGCCAUGAUGAGAUCAGUUGUGAGUGUCUGUUGUUUAACUUGUCCUGGGAUGGGUUUUUUUUGUUUUAAUUUCCAAAUUUGAGUUUUUUGGGUUUUUUUGCUGUGUUAUGUCCAAACACAUGCUGCAUGCUGAACCUUGGAACUGUGCCAUCACAAGUGGCCCCCAGCUCUGGCAGAUAGUUCUCUUUUGAAGUCCCUCCCCUUGUUCAAGGUUCUAUUAAUCUCGAAGACAGUUAGAUAACGUUCAGUGUGAACUAUUUAAAGUGAUUAGCCCACCUCAUAUCAUUGCCUAGAGAAAGAAAACUGAAUUUCCAUGGGACAAAUUAGGAAAAUACUGCUAGUUGUGGAACUUAAUGAGUGAGUGGCUGAGAAAUGUACAGAGGUGACACAAAGUUCACAGUGGUAAACUGGAGUAGGAGAAAUGGUGUGAAUCUUUAUGAAUUGCACAGAGCCUAGCAUGCUGUUGUUUCUAAUCAAAUAGUUUGCUUUAAAAAUUAGGUGCCUCCUAGUGAGGAUAGCAUCAGUGCACUGAUUAGUUUUGUUUGUGCCUGGUCAUUCUAGUGUAAAUGUGGAACAGCGUAGGAUAAAUUGCUUAGCAUUUUACUUAUCUUCAUUAAUGUUUAUGUUAAUUAUUUCAAGUUAAUUUGAGAGAAAUAAUCUUCUGCUCUGAUAAAUUGCAAUGGUGUCUAUUCCUGAAUUUCUGGUAGAGGUAGGAAUUUGAUUACAGAAUUAGCAAUUUGGGACUAGUAGGCUUAAUCUUUAGAAGCUUUAACUGAGUUUAAUGGCCAGGACAACCCUUUUUCCCCCUUUGCAGACUCACUAAUGUUCUUACCUGUUGUUGCUGAAUGCAGUGUCUGCCUCCAUAAAGGUCUAGUGUGCUCCUACGGCCUUUCCUGCACCUCAACCAUAUGCUGGAGCAUAUCAGUUUGAUCCUCCAGUAGCCUCAGCAUUGCAUCCUGCCUCCUCUCACCACACCGACGCCUCUUGCGUUCAUUUUGUGCUUUCCUGGACUCUGACAUUGUCUCCCUCCACACGUUGUGCUGGGCUCUUUCAGCAUAGGAGGCCUGCAUGAGCUUACAGAACAUUUCAUCGUGAGUGCAUUUUUUUCGGCUUCUUAGCUUUGAUAGCCUCUGGGACCGAGAUGAUACGGAGAGCGAUGAAACAUUUGCAGCUGCGGGAGGGAAAAAGGGAGAUUAGUCUUUAAAAAAAGAGACAUUUUAGAGAACAAUGG